Trachymyrmex cornetzi is the source of this 4799-nucleotide messenger RNA. Its product is annotated as MAP kinase-interacting serine/threonine-protein kinase 1. The record is from RefSeq and is a predicted model, not a curated record. Lineage: Eukaryota; Metazoa; Arthropoda; Insecta; Hymenoptera; Formicidae. Gene Ontology annotation, biological process: protein phosphorylation. Gene Ontology annotation, molecular function: protein kinase activity; ATP binding. The transcript has 5 exons. Bases 613 to 2187 code for a protein of 524 amino acids.
GAGAGAGAGAGAGAGAGAGAGAGAGAGAGAGAGAGAGAGUGAGAGCGGAGGAUGACCGACCGAGAGAAAGUGCGGUGUCAAAGUCUGUGAUAGUAUUUAUUGAAAAAAAAAAACAACAUCGUUAUCAGUAGCACCUGUGGACGUGUCAUCUUCGCGAAAAAAGAAGAGGAGCGAUUGAGGAGGAGAUAUACAUACAUUAGCGAGAGAGAGAGAGAGAGAUAGAGGGAUAGGCUUUAUAUAUUUAUUUACAUCUGUGAUAUCGACGCUGAUAUACAUCAACCUUCUUCGCGAAAAAAAGGAGUCGAAGAGGAGCGAAAGAGAGAGAGGGAGAGAGCGAGAGGCGAGUGACGUGGUCGAGAGAGAGAGAGAGAGAGAGGGAGGGAGGGAGAGAGAGAAAGAAACAUCGCUCCGAAGAGAUUAUAUCAGUUUCUUAGUGGAUAGGGUUUUUUGUAUAUACGACUGACUCUUUUUUAUAAUUAUUACUAUCGGUGCGAGAGGAGCGGAGAACACGCGCUCGGACAAGAUCUCUCGACAGUGGUGAACCAGAAGAUUCUCCGGUCUUUCCCGGACGAUCGUUUCGCAAAGGCGACGAGAGUACGCGAGAGAGGAAACAUGGUGGAGAAGAUUCUGGAGGAACGAGAAGACGGCACUCAAGAGGCCGGACGAGGCGAUGGGACUUGCCGGGAUGUAGCCUCGACGGGGGAGUCUAUGAGCGCGGUGCAGGCCCGUCAGGAGGAGGCGAGACGCAAGAGGCGCAGGAAGAGACGCUCCGGCUCCUCUGUGGUGUCCUCCUGCUUCCAAGAACUGUACAAAUUGACUGGAGAAGUUCUUGGGGAGGGUGCCUACGCCUCGGUCCAGACCUGUACAUCUCUUUACACGGACCUCGAAUACGCUGUGAAGAUCAUCGACAAGAUCCCCGGACACGCGCGUGCCCGGGUGUUUAAGGAAGUCGAAACGUUUCACCAUUGCCAGGGCCAUUCAAACAUCAUACAGUUAAUCGAGUUCUUUGAGGACGAGGAAAAAUUCUAUCUUGUGUUUGAGAAGAUCAACGGUGGCCAGCUAUUGAACAGGAUUCAGGAACGGAUUCACUUCACUGAGAGGGAGGCGAGCCAGAUUGUCAAAGAGAUUGCGAGUGCACUCGACUUCCUUCAUAAGAAAGGUAUUGCUCAUAGAGAUCUCAAGCCCGAGAAUCUCCUGUGCGUAUAUCCGGACAAGUUGACGCCAAUCAAGGUAUGUGACUUCGAUCUUGGAUCGGGUAUCAAGUUCAACAACUCGCUGUCUAGUCCUGUGGCAACGCCGCAACUUUUGACACCGGUGGGCAGCGCCGAGUUUAUGGCGCCGGAAGUGGUCGAGGCUUUCAUCGGCGAGGCCAAUUAUUACGACAAACGUUGCGAUCUCUGGAGUCUCGGUGUUAUUAUGUACAUUCUGCUCUGCGGUUAUCCGCCCUUCUAUGGAAACUGCGGCACCGAUUGUGGUUGGAGUAGGGGAGAAAAUUGUCAGGCCUGUCAAGAGUUGCUCUUCACCAGUAUUCAGGAGGGCAGAUACGAGUUUCCCGACAAGGAGUGGAGAUGCAUCUCCGAGGACGCGAAAGAUUUGAUCAGAGGCUUGCUCGUUAAGGAGGCCCACCAGAGGCUCAGCGCCGAUAGUAUUUUGAAACAUCCCUGGAUUAAUCCCGGGCCGACUUCCGUCGAAACUGGUGAUCGAUCACUUACCACGCCUCAUAUCAUAAGGAGGAACAACUCCGCUAGAGAACUCUCAGCGUUCGCUGAGUCCGCAAUGGCUGUGAAUCGCGUGGUACUUCAGCAUUUUUCUCUAAAUCUCGAGGAGCUGGCGGAGAACCGAGAGCCCAGACUGUCCACGUCGUCGACCGAUGACGAUAAUCAUCCGUACGGUCACAUGUCCGACUCCAGCAGCGAAUUAUCCGAGAACAGCAAGCACUUGACGACGCAUUCAUCCAGCGAGUUUGACGGCACGCGACCAAAAUCCUGUUCAGUACGCUCCAGCGUUGAUUUGAACGACCCCAAGAUCAUCGGAAAGAAUCGCGUCAUCGGUAAGGACUCGCUGCAGAAUUGGUUUGGGCUAUCACCGCCGACCGAGAGUCGUCUGAUGCAACGCCGUUUGAAGGCACGCUCAGAUCUGCUCGAACGUCAAACCGGCAAAGCGGUAAUUGCGUCUCCGAGUGGCUGAGAGGUCGCUGUAGAACCGAUCACUUUUUCUCGCUACAGUAUCACUUGUCUCUUUGUAGCUACGUGAAAACGCAAACGAUGUACAAUACCUUUUCCAAUGGCUUAGGAAGCUAACGUAGCAUGUAAGUCGAGUCUCUGAUUCUGCGCGGAUAAUGAGAACAGGCUCAAUCAUUUACGAUAGUGACGACAGCGAUAAUAAUCGAAAAGUAUUCGCCGCGAAAAUAAUCGAACAGAAUAUUGUCGUUAUCUUCUUUUUUUCGAUAGUCCUAAGCUUCUUUUGUUUUAAACCUUUCCUUUUAACAGGCAGUUGGAUGAUAACCAGAUUGUUUUUAUUUCCAAAUAUAAGAUUUCUUUACUCUUAAAAUUAAUUAUAUAUUAAUUGAUAACGCGAUAGUUAUGACUUUAAAUAAUGUAACUAUUAAAAAAAAAAUGUUUGAAGAAAAAUGUAAAGUAUAACAUAAUGGAUUUGUAUAGAGAUUUUUGUUUAGAAUGUAAAUCAUAAUCGUAAUAUAAUAGUAUAUGCGCUGUAAACGCAUUGAAGUGUACCCUGCUGCGGUACAAAGGCGAUAUUUAUCAUAAUCGAAGCAAGAGGAAAGAUAAUAUACCACAGUUUGACUUCAAUCAUCGACGUUGCGCCUUCGCGCGCGAGUAAUUCUUUUCUCAUAUUUCAUGGAAAUAAAAGCAAGUCUGAUUUCUCAUCAAACGCUGUUAAUCGCGCUGCGUGUAAUUAUUCAUGCAGUCGUAUGUUGCAUAUUGUACAGAGAUAGCUACACAACACGCGCAUCGAACAUUGUAUCAUCAUUCGCAGAUACGAAUAUGAAUUUACAUACAUACUGAUAUACAUUUGAAUAUUUCGUUCAUUCGCACGUUUGACAUCGUGUUGUGCAAGUGAAUCAACAUUGUGGAUAAGCAUCCCGAGCAUGAUUCGGAACAGUACGUUGAUGUGUCAGUUGACACGGUCUUAUUUUUUUGCGUAGUAGUGUGUAUGUUAAGACACAUGCGCGCGUUUGUGUAUAGACAGAGUCUGGAAGGAAAGAAGAAGAAGAGGAAGAGAAGGAAAGUAAAGACCCUCGUGAUCGUGAUAGUUCGUGCGCUGCUGAACGCACGAAUGUCCUAUUACGUAAAUAUUAUUUUUAAUUUUUUUUGUUUGCUGAAUUCUUUAAAUUCGAAAAAGAAGAACAGAAAACGAUCGACAGACGCAACCGACGUAAGGCGAAAAAGAUGUUCCUCUUACUGCUUUUUUGAUAUUGUUUCACAUAUGUUCGAGCUGUAAUAUAUUCUCGAAUCGGAGCAAACAGGGGUGAGCGUAUCUCGGCCCACAGGUGCAGAUUUGUUUGCUCAUGUUAGAUUAAUAGAAACGCGAUAGAUCAUAAGUCGGCAGAUUUCAAAGCAACAUUUGAAUGAUUAGAAGUUACAAAAUUGGAUCAAAAAGAGAAAAUGGCUAGUUUGUUUAAAAUUUCUCAGUUGUUAAAUUACGGGAUAUCGUUUAUUGAUUUAUGUGUUAAAUGCGUUUUGUAGAGUUUUAUCGACCAAAAAUUGUUUUAAUGUCAACCCACCCACGAUAAUGCUUUAUAUCUUCGUACAAAUUAUUAUAUUUUGUCUUUUCUAUAAACUUUGUUCUAUUAUUAUGCACGAAUCUACAAAGCAGUUUGGUUCGAGUAAAAAUAAAUUAUCGAUAUACUUCUUUCUUACUUUAUCGUGUGUUUUAGAUCAAAAAGAAAAAAAAGUAUAUGAGAAAAAACUUCUUUCAUUCACAUCUUGAUGCGGUAGACAGAUUUUACUCAGGGCAGCUGGGAGACCCGCUGCGCACGUUAUUCUAUACUCGUACAAUUUGAAAGCGAUGAAGAUGGAGAGAGAAUGCGAAGAAGCUUAUCUGUAAGAUUUACAGAAUGCGGUCCCUCUGGAAUUAACGUUGGGGUUGUAUUGGCAUUUACUUUAGGAUUCCGGUAUCGUCCUUAGUAGAAACGUGUAACUCCGGAGGGCUGCGAGAGCAUAACAUGCGUUUGUACAUUGUAAUUGCAUCAUUGGAAACUUUCUUAGAGAGUCAUUCGCUUGCUAUAGGACAUGGCGGAUAUGGCUUUUGUCAACCUCUGUCUUCUUUGUAUUUUGUAAGUACCGGUAAGAUAAAGAUUUAGAGUUUAUAGCGCGCGUGGAUGAGAUUAUAUAUAUGAGAAUCCGUGUAAAUAAAAAAAAAGUUAUGAUGUGUAGAGAUACGGAAAGCAAUAUAUAUAAUGUGAGCUCUCUUAAGAGAAAAUAUUGGAAGAUUAAUAUAUUUAUCGGCCUCUUUGCGCAAGGUUGAACAACUUUUUGCGUCAUUCCUUAAGCUGUAUAACACAAAAUUAUCUUUCUACCAUAAAAAAAAAAGCUUAUUUUCCUGCUUGUCUUUUUUAAUUUGUCUUGCGCGAAGUUUCAUACAGUGUAAUCCAUUUUACACAUUAAGCAAUUAAGCAUGUACCGCUUGAAAAAGCUACAAAAUUGUUUAUUAUCUCUUCUAUUGGGUUCUGAAACGAAAGAAUUUUUCUUGUGUCGAUCGUGCGUUUUGGUAAAGUAUCAAUAUAGGCUCGAAUGUGAAUGCUCUUUCUUUUUCUUAAAAAAAAAAGAAAAGAAAAAGAA